AUGCAGGAUAGCUCAUACAAAGGUGAAUUCUUACCACUUGAUAAAUGCUCAGGAUUAAAACUUUUUAAGCUCGUAGAAAUAAUAAAUAACUGCAAAAUUCAAAUACUUUUGAAUUUUAUGCUCACUGAAUUCAAGUAAUCAUUUAAAUUCAGCAAAGAUUUAAGACUUAUGAUAGAUUUAGCUACUUACGAGCUGUAUUAGAGAGUAGAAUAUGCAUUUGAUAACAACAUUUUCGUCUGGUAGUAGCUUACUUACAUAAAUAACGAAUCAAAUAAUUGGAAAUACAACCUUAACAAUUCGAUUGUUAGUCCAGAUCUAUUAUACUACAUAGACUUUGAAGUUAAGAACAAAAAAUACCAAAUAAAGAAGACUGUUGAUAGCACGGUAUAUAAGGAGAUAACUAUAUAGUUAACAGAUUAAUCCAACCUAAAUUAGUUUAUAUACUUGAGAUGGGUUGAUAACAGAUAAAUAGCUCUCUUGCAUGAUGAAGGGAUAGAAAAGACUAUUGACAUUAUCAAUAACUUUUAAGAAACAAAUUUUAGAGUACUAAAUAAGGAUGCAUAGUAUGGAACGAACAAAAAUAUAGAUAAUGGAUUUUAUAUAAACAUUAAACCCUUUCACUUAGAUGAUGUAGAGAAAAAAUUACUAAGUAAUUAAAAUCAAUUCCUGCUGAGAUAGUAAAAUUAACUUAAAGGUGAAGAGUUGGGUAGAUUAUUUUAGGAAGCUAUGAUAGAAUUUCAAUAUUCUUGGUGUGAUCAUUAUAUGAAAUAUUUGCCAAUGAUUGAAUUCAGUUUUACUCACUACCACUGGAUGCUAGCUUUGAAAAUAAUCAAUGAUCAUUAGCAUAAAAUCAUUAAGCAAAUAAGUUUAGAGGACCUAAAAAUGCUGUUGCUCUAAGUAUUUCCAGAUGGCAAUACAUUCUUACAUAAAAUAGCAAAUAGAAACGAAGUUUUAGAAGCUGUGUCACUCAGGAUAAACAAAGAUUUUCAAUUCUUAUUUAUUAAAAAUCCUGAGGGACUAACACCACUACAUAUGUGCUUAGGGACAAGAAACUAUUUCGCCAUAGACAUAUUUGUUAAACUAUUGUCAAAUCAUAAGUUUUAUCAGCAUUCUUUCAAUAUAGUUGAUAUUCUCCCGAAGCUAAUUACUACCGAGUUACCAUCAUUAAAGCAAUAUUUAACCUCAAGAGUAAUUUAAACUCAGAUACUUCACCAAUAUAAAAGAGCAGCAAUCAAAUUUCAUUCUAGAAAACAUUAUGCUAUAAACCUGACUAAUCUUUGGACAGAAAAAGAUCUUUUCCAUAAAUAGUACUUUGAAACUGGAAAGCUGGAAACAGACGUAAAGAUAAUGCUCAUUGAUCUCCCAAAACUAAACAUUCAUGCUGAUUAAACAAGCUAAGAGUUAUUCCUAGCUUUAUCGAAAUGUCAAGAACUUGAUAUAUUUGAGGUGCCAACAGUCCAAUAUCUUAUUGAUUUUUAGUGGAUGCUUACUAAAUAAAGCACUCUUUACUACCUCUAUCUCCCCUCUAUACUGAAUCAUAUUGUUUUUUUUAUUUACUCAAACUUCAUCAUAAAUGAUGAUAAGUACUCUAACGAUUUCUAAACAGAGGUUAUAUUUCUAUCUGUUAUCAUGACUUUCUAAGGCUAUUUCUUUAUAAAUGAAGUAAGAUAGAUGUCAUUCACCAAAUUGAAUUACUUUAAGUCAAUAAAAAAUCUCUUAGAUAUGCUCUAAGUUCUAACCACAUCGGCAACUGUAAUGAGUCACUACAAAUAUAAUACUACUGAACAGUAUGCAAGUUUGGAGUUUUUACCGGUAAUGCACAGCUGCUCUUCUUUGCUUUUGUGGAUUAAUUUCCUAUAUUUUUUAAGGCUAUUUGACUCAACGAGUUAUUUGAUAAGAAUUUUGAUAAAUGUUUUUUGGGACAUGAAAUGGUUCCUCAUACUUCUGCUUAUCUGCUAAAUCGGUUUCGCUGAGGCAUUCUUAAGGCUAUCGGAAUAUAGUCAAGAGGAUGGACAAUUCUUAUCUAAUAUUGUUCAUGCAUUUAUUUAUGCUUUCAGAAUGAGUAUUGUUGAUAAUGAUACAUCUGCAUAUGAUAAAAAUGUAUCUUAAACUACAAUAUGGAUAUUGUUUAUUGUAGCUGGGAUUAUUAUGCCAAUAGUAAUGUUGAAUCUUCUGAUUUCUAUAAUCUCAAAAUCUUUUGAUGAUAUCAACAAGCAAUCUAAGCUUGCAGCAUAUCAAGAAAAAGCCAAGAUCAUUUUUGAGAAUGCUUUUGUAAUUCCCACAUCUGCGAAUAAAAAAGAGGAUGCCUAGAAAUUCAUUACAAUUUUUAAAAAGAUAUCAUCAGGUUCAAAUUCUUAGGACUAAAAAAAGCUUUAAAAACAGGAGAUCCUAGGCACAAUGAAGCUUAUAAUGAUAGAAAAUUCAAUGAUGAGGGAGGAAAUCUCCAGAAAUAAAGAAUAGCUAAAAGGUGUCAAUUCUUAGCUAAAUAAAUUAGAGGAUAUUAAUUAGAGAUAGAACUUGAGAAUAGAGCGUAUGCAGAUGGAUAUGGAUUCACAGUUUGGAAAAUAAAGCAAAUCUUUAGAAAGUAUUAUAACUAUUUUGACAGACCCUAAGUAAAUGCAUUAUUGA
Stylonychia lemnae is the source of this 2628-nucleotide messenger RNA. The record is from the annotation of a GenBank genome assembly. Lineage: Eukaryota; Ciliophora; Spirotrichea; Sporadotrichida; Oxytrichidae.